This is a messenger RNA of Closterium sp. Yama58-4, 1547 nucleotides long. The record is from the annotation of a GenBank genome assembly. Lineage: Eukaryota; Viridiplantae; Streptophyta; Zygnematophyceae; Desmidiales; Closteriaceae.
AUGGCACCUGGGUCCCGGCACAUCGAGCAGCAGUCGCACGCGCCGCUUCACGCGUUCUACGUCGUGGGGCGGUCGCUGCGCGUGCUGUCGGUAUUCGCGGCGUACCGCUUCCUGGUGGAGUCGGACGUGUCGGUGCUGCUCUUCGCCUUCUUCUCGCUCCUCGGCGCCGCCAUCCUCUUCUUCCUCCUCCAACGGCCCUGGAAAGGCAAACGACUCACCAACACCCAGUGGGGCAUCUCAGUGAUGAAUGGAGGCGUGUUGGCCCUCGCUGUUGUCACAUGGGCGUACGGUCUGAAGCAGUGUGGUCCUUUAAGGUCGGUAAUGGCGGAGUACUCGGGAGCGGUGGUUGCCACCAUAUCCACAAUGAUCUUCGGGCGGCGAGGUCACCGCGUGCUCAAGCUGUACGGCGCCAUUGCCAUGCUCGCUGCCUUCUAUCUCCUCGCCUCCGGAAUUCCGCUGGGCCCCACUCUUCCACCGGACUUCCCACCUCCCGCCAAUCCCGUCCCCUUGGGCCUAGACAGUACUGCCGCCGCCACUGCCACCGGCACAGCCGCCGACGGCACUGGCAGCAGCACAGGCAGCAGCAGCAAGGGGGGAGCAGCAGGGGCAGCGGGAGGUGGGGCGGCAGGAGGGGAGGGAGGUACGGGGUUGUUGGCGUGGCAGGUUGCGCGGAUGUCUGGGAGUGGGAUGGUGGAAGCAGGUGGGGGGAAUCCGUUGACUGCCAUGCUGCUGCCUGUGGCUGCUGGAGUGCUCUUUGCGCUGAGACGACUGCUUGCCCGGCUAGGAAAGUCGCAGCAGAAGAAGCGACUGCAUGCAGUCACGGCAGUGUCCUCUGUCUUCUUCCUCCUGCCCAUCGCCAUCUUCCAGCUCAGCGGGGGGGCACAAGCUCUGGACCUGGAGGCAGGGGGGCGGCCGCUGCAGGUGUAUGCGCUGGUGAUCCUGGCUGGGCUCGUGUUCUCCUUCUAUGUCGAUACACUGGCGGAAGACAAGCUGCGCAUCGGCCCGUCAUCACUGAAGCACCUGUUGGUGACGAGUGUGGCGGUGGUGGCGCUGCUACUCAUCUAUCGCAUGCACUUCUGCCCCCUCUCCUUCGUCCUCAUCGCCCUCCUCCUUGCCGCUGGCCUGCACUGGUCCACGGCCAUAGAGCGCAGCAAGUCAGCGGGGUCGCUGGCAGAGGAUGGGGUGGCGGCCAAGGAGAGGCGCAGAACGGCGGCCCUCGCCAUGCUGCAGGGAGCCAUGGACCACGUCAUGUCUGAUUCCAAGUCACGCCGUAUUGCGCUCUUUCUCCUCAUCAACGCAGCGUUUAUGAUCGUCGAGUUCUCCGUCGGCUUCCUCUCCAACAGUCUCGGGCUCAUAUCAGACGCCUGUCACAUGCUCUUCGACUGUGCUGCGCUCGCCAUCGGCCUAUAUGCCUCCUACAUCUCCCGCCUCGACUCCCCUUCUAAGUUUGCCUACGGCUAUGGUCGCUUUGAGGUGCUAUCGGGCUUUGUCAAUGCGGUCUUUCUCAUACUCAUCGCCGCACUCAUCGUCUUUGAGUCCAUUGAAAG